Messenger RNA from Dentiscutata heterogama, 1014 nucleotides. The record is from the annotation of a GenBank genome assembly. Lineage: Eukaryota; Fungi; Glomeromycota; Glomeromycetes; Diversisporales; Gigasporaceae.
AUGGAAUUAAGCGAUUAUAAAACACCGGAACAAAUAUCUUAUAUAUUCAAAAAUAAAUUCCUCAACGAAGUAUCUCUUAAAGAAAAUGAGAAGGCAUAUUUGAUCAAAAGAACUCAACAAAGUCUAGAUGCAAUCAAUAUUAUAACUAAAAAGAAUAAAAAAAGAAAGUGUGAAAGUUGCCAAAAUUAUGUAUUUGCUUUUCAAUAUUGUGAAAACUGUAUUUGUUAUUAUUUGCAGCAGAGUUAUAGUAAUUGGACUUCUGGGAAUAAGGAAAUUGAUGAUGCAAUUCAAAAUGCUCAAAAGAAUACAUCACGACCAGAUCAUGUUAUUGAGUGGGUUCCUUUCGAGGAUUUCGAAAUGGUGCAAUAUCUAAACAAAGGUGGAUACGCUUCUAUAUACAAAGCAGAAUGGAGAAAAGGUCGAUAUGAUAAAUGGAAUGCUCAAUUAAAAAUUUUAGAACGAUGUGGUAUGCAUGAGAUCAUUCUAAAAAUGUUAACAAAUUCUUGUAAAAAGAACAGCGGAUGGUUAAAUGAAAUUAUUACUCAUUUCAUUUAUAAAGAUAUAAGACAACUUUUACCUUGUUAUGGUUUAACAAAAAAUCAAAAUACGGGAGAUUUCAUGUUAAUCCUAGAAAGAAUGGAGUAUAAUCUAAGAGAAUAUUUAUUUAUUAAUUCUCGUAAACUUACUUGGACACAAAGUGGCCAUGAAAAUGAUGCUGAGUUAGCAUUAGGUAUUAUUAGGGGAAAAAGACCACAUGUUGAUGAUAGUAUACCAUAUGAAUAUGCAACAUUGAUAAGACAGUGUUGGCAUGAUUUUCCAGAUAGCCGGCCGAAUGCUUUGUAUAUCUAUAAAAAAAUCAGUAGCCUUUAUAAAGAAUUUAUUGGAACAGAAAAUAACAAUAUAUUAGGAGAAACCUUUAUGUGUAACGGAAAUUUAUCAAAUUUUACCGAAAAUUUAACUAUGAAAUCCAGCAAACUUUAUGAUCUAUCUGAUCUAUCUGCAUUAAUAAUGUAA